Molecule: messenger RNA, 1090 nt
Organism: Jatropha curcas
Lineage: Eukaryota; Viridiplantae; Streptophyta; Magnoliopsida; Malpighiales; Euphorbiaceae
Product: NDR1/HIN1-like protein 6
Biological process (GO): defense response to other organism
Cellular component (GO): plasma membrane
Source: RefSeq, a predicted model, not a curated record
CAGCUUAUCUCCUUAUAAAACCUUCAUCAAAUACUAUCUAAAGAGGAAAACUAUAUACCCAUAUCCAUAAAGAGGAAGAAAAAGAAGCUUAAUAUCAACUAGCAAUGGCAGAUCAACAAAGAAUCCAUCCAGUCACUCAAGAUGUAGAAGCGCCACAACCGCCUACAGCUCCAUUAAUGCCUAGAAAUGCUUCAAAGUCUGAUAAAGGCGAUCCUGCGGUGGAAGAGAACCGAUAUCCGCCGUUUCAACGUACUCUUCCGGUCAUCCACUCAAAACCACCCAAGAAAAGAAGAAGCUGUUUCUGCAGAUGCUUGUGUUGGACACUUAGUCUAAUCUUGCUUAUCAUAGUCAUAGUCGGAAUCAUAGCCGGAAUCUUAUACUUAGUUUUCCGGCCAAAACUGCCGAAAUAUUCCAUUGAUGGAUUGCAAAUAACUGAGUUCAAUCUUUCUACAGAUUCAAGCUUAUCUGCUGCAUUUGAUGUGAGAAUUACUGCAGAAAACCCGAACAAGAAAAUUGGUAUUUAUUAUGAAGGAGGGAGCCAUAUAGGCGUAUUGUAUUUAGGGACAAAACUAUGUGAAGGGUCACUGCCCAAAUUUUAUCAAGGACAUAGGAAUAUAACUGUCCUUAAUGUCCCUUUGCAAGGGCAGACACAGGAUGCUUAUGGACUAUUUACAUCUCUUCAGCAGCAGCAACAGGAGAAUGGAGUUAUUCCUUUGAACCUUAGGGUUAAGCAGCCUGUUAGAGUGAAGCUUGGGAAGUUGAAGCUGAUGAAGGUGAAGUUCUUGGUUAAGUGCAAGUUAGAUGUGGACAGUUUAUCUACUGCUAAUGAUAUUAGGAUUAGAAAUAGCAGUUGUAAGUUUAGAUUAAGAUUAUAAAUUAAUUAAGUCAUAUAUUUUUUUUAUUUAUUAUGUAUUUUUAUACAUGCCCAUGGGAGGGUCAGGAUGAUUUUUUUUUUUUGGAGUUUUUUAUCUCAUUUUCAUAAAAAUGGAGGAUUAUUUAUGUUAUUUUUUCCUCCAUCUCAUAUUUAUAGCUUGUACUUGGUAUUAUAUUUAAUUUAUUCAGGCAUAUAUAUACAUAGUUUUAUAUAUUA